AUGGACGAUCCCUUCGGCUCCUCAGUUCUGCCGCUGGCGCCCAACCUCUCCGUACCCAACUCUCUGGGCUGGGGUCUCAACCUGACUUCUGAACUGGGAGUUCCAGCCCCCGGGACGCCUCAUCUCAGGCUGCCCAGCCGCCGCGUCCGCCUGGUCUUCCUGGGGGUCAUCCUAGUGGUGGCUGUGGCCGGCAACACCAUGGUGUUGUGCCGCCUGUGCGGCAGCGGGCCCUGGCCAGGGCCCAAGCGUCGCAAAAUGGACUUCCUGUUGGUACAUCUGGCCCUGGCAGACCUGUACGCGUGCGGGGGUAACACGCUUUCGCAACUGGCUUGGGAGCUGCUUGGCGAGUCGCGCCCGGCCGCUGGCGACCUGGCGUGCCGCUUCGUGCAGCUGCUGCGGGCUUCGGGCCGCGGCGCCUCUGCCCACCUCGUGGCACUCAUCGCCCUAGAGCGCCAGCGCACCAUGCGCCGGCCGCUGGGCCCGCCGCUGCCCGCGCGCUCUCUCACCGCCCUGGGUUGGUUGCUGGCGCUGCUACUCGCGCUGCCCCCGGCCUUUGUGGUGCGGGGGAGCACUCAUGCAGGGCCACGGCCACAGCCACCGCCCACUACGCUCCCCGCCACCCGUGCCUGGCUUGGGGAGCGUCGUUGCCGCAGCAUCUUCGCGCCUCUGCCGCGCUGGCACCUUCAGGUCUACUCCUUCUACGAAGCCGUGGUGGGCUUCGUGGCGCCCGUCAUGGUCAUGGGCGUCGCCUGCAGCCGCCUGCUCUGCGCCUGGUGGCAGCGCCGGCCCCACGCCCCGGCGGCCGCAGUGCCCUGGCCGGCGAGUCCCUGCCGAGCCCCCGCUAUCAACCCUCUGCCUCGCGCCAAGCUGCAGAGCCUGAAGAUGAGCCUGGUGCUGGCGCUACUGUUCAUGGGCUGCAAGCUGCCCUAUUUUGCCGCCCGGCUAACAGACGCGUGGUCCUCGCGGCCCGCAGAAGAUGCAGAAGGCGAGGACUUGGAGGCGGCGUUGCAUGUCGUUGACCUGGCCAGCAAUGCUCUCGACCCCUUCGUCUACCUCUUUUUCCAGGCGGGCAAUGGCCGAGUCUGGCGGAAGCGCCUAGGCAGUAUCUGCUGCGCCCGGGAGAGAGUUUCUCAGGAAGAUGAGGAAACCCGUGGCCACCAGGCGCUCCACCGCCACCGCUGGCCUCACCCCCACUAUCAUCAUGCUCGGCGGGAGCAGCUGGAAGGGGGCUGCUUGCGCCCUCCUCCGCCGCGCCCCCGGCCGCUGCCUUGUUCCUGUGAAAGCGUCUUCUAG
Molecule: messenger RNA, 1293 nt
Organism: Orycteropus afer afer
Lineage: Eukaryota; Metazoa; Chordata; Mammalia; Tubulidentata; Orycteropodidae
Gene: GPR150
Product: G protein-coupled receptor 150
Exons: 1
Coding region: 1-1293 (430 amino acids)
Biological process (GO): G protein-coupled receptor signaling pathway
Cellular component (GO): membrane
Molecular function (GO): G protein-coupled receptor activity; peptide binding
Source: RefSeq, a predicted model, not a curated record